Molecule: messenger RNA, 808 nt
Organism: Helianthus annuus (common sunflower)
Lineage: Eukaryota; Viridiplantae; Streptophyta; Magnoliopsida; Asterales; Asteraceae
Product: chromatin remodeling protein EBS
Exons: 4
Coding region: 135-731 (198 amino acids)
Molecular function (GO): chromatin binding
Source: RefSeq, a predicted model, not a curated record
GCUACUUUUCUUUCUCAAAACCGUCAAUUUUUCUUAGCAAUCUCUCACAUUUUAUUUCUUUUGGUCAUUUUCUUCUUCGUUUUCUGUUUCAGUUUCAAAAAGUUUUGAAGUAUUUCUCAAAUUUAGUAUCUAUAAUGGCCCAGAACGUAAAUUCCUACACCAUCAACGGUACCAACAUAGUUAUCAAAGUCGGUGAUUACGUGCGUAUAAGGACUGAUGACCCUAAGAUACCCACUUCUGUUGCUCAAGUAGAGUCGUUGGAUGUUGAGCGUCAGAUGGUUCGGAUUCGGUGGUAUUACCUACCGGAGGAGACAAAGCAAGGGAGGAGAACCUUUCAUGGUAUAAAGGAGGUGCUUUUAUCUAAUCACUAUGAUGUGCGUAGCAUCCAUACCAUCCAAGGGAAGUGUGUUGUUUAUUCCUUGGAGAACUACAUGAACCUAAAGCCUAUUGGUGCUGACGAUUAUUUUUGCCGAUUUGAAUACAACUGUGUUGAAAAAUGUGUCGUCGAUGGCUUUGUUGACGUGGAAUGCGACUGUGAAAUGCCUUACAAUCCGGAUCUAUUUAUGGUGCAAUGCGAUGGAUGCAUGUGCAGGUUUCAUCCAUCAUGCAAGGGCAUGAAAGAUAAAGAUGCAAUGGGACUAACGAAGUUUCUCUGCUCUAAGAAAUGCUCUGAUGAUGAUGCAAAAUGCUCCGAUGAUGAUGCAAAAUGCUCCGAUGAUGAUGCAAAAUGAUCCUGAAAAUUCUAAAUAACUUGGGUGUUUUUUUAAAUGUGCAUCUUUAUGGCGGUUAUGUAUUUGUUUCUACUUCA